Messenger RNA from Fomitiporia mediterranea MF3/22, 1781 nucleotides. RefSeq names its product multidrug resistance protein 4. Bases 55 to 1620 code for a protein of 521 amino acids. The record is from RefSeq and is a predicted model, not a curated record. The transcript has 12 exons. Gene Ontology annotation, molecular function: transmembrane transporter activity. Gene Ontology annotation, biological process: transmembrane transport. Lineage: Eukaryota; Fungi; Basidiomycota; Agaricomycetes; Hymenochaetales; Hymenochaetaceae.
CUCGCGUAAGCUUUCUGGUCAAUUCUGCUGCUAGUGUUCAUUGCUGCAAGUGAAAUGGCAGACAGAGUUGCUCAGCUGGAAGAAACAGGUGUUGCAUCCUCACGCUCCACGAUCGUCGAACGAGAUUUGGAAGCUAACAGAAAGUCGACCAAGGAUGGGAAAGACCUAUUCUGCGAUGGUGAGGGGGAAUCUGCCAUUCCUGACGACAAGCGGAUAGAGGCUCUGGAACGGCUUGAUCACGACUGGCAGCACGACCUGGAUAAUCCAAGGAACUGGCCGUUUUGGAAGAAAUGGCGAAUGGCCGGAGUAGUCUCUUUCUACACUUUUGUUAGCCCGAUUUCCAGUAGUAUGAUGGCACCGGCACUCCCAAACAUUCAAAAACAUUACGACAUCACGAGUACCACGAUUUUAAAUAUGAUAUUAACUAUAUUCCUGCUUGCCUAUGCAACUGGACCUUUGGUUUUAAGCCCUUUGAGUGAGCUAACUGGUCGCAGAUGGGUACUGCAUUUUUCCAACAUAUUUUUCCUCAUCUUCAACCUUGCCUGCGCAUUCGCUCCAAAUGUGCCUACCUUGAUCAUCUUCCGAUUUUUGGCUGGGCUUGGUGGAAGUGCACCGAUUGCAAUUGGUGCCGGAGUGAUUGGUGAUCUCUUUUCAGAACGGGAUCGCGCUACUGCCAUGUCUAUCUUCACUCUGGGACCCUUACUAGGUCCUUCGGUUGGACCUGUCGCUGGCGGAUUUAUUGCUCAAACAAUUGGGUUCAGAUGGAUCUUCAUCGUCAUAGCCGUCGCAGCGGCUGUUGGUGGUUUCUUUGGUAUCCUUUUCCUGGAAGAGACGUAUGCUCCUCUAAUUCAAAUAAAGCGUGCUCAGAAGCAAGUUAAGCUUUCGGGAGAGAAAACCCUCGAGCAUGACGUGUUGCUUGACCAACAUAAGGACUUUGCUCGCGUCAUGUGGGUUAACAUGACCAGGCCAUUCGCUUUGUUGUUCGGGAGUUUCAUUUGUUUCAUUCUCAGUUUAUAUAUGGGCUUGGUUUACGGAUAUUAUUAUCUUAUGUUUGCGACAUUCCCGGACUUAUUCCCUCAAAAUUAUGGCUUCAGCACUGGUCUUGCUGGACUUGCUUAUUUAGGACCAGGAGUUGGUUUCUGUCUUUCGACAUUUUAUGGCGCCUAUGUGGCAGAUGGGAUUUACCGAAGGCUGUCAGAAAAGAACGGAGGCGUGGGAAAACCAGAGAUGAGGAUUCCCGCUUUGAUAUUAACGAGUGUUUUCGUUCCCGUCGGCCUUUUCUGGUACGGUUGGUCAGCACAAGCAAAGGCACACUGGAUAUUACCAAUUAUCGGUGCCGGCGUUUUCGGGUUCGCCAUGAUGGGCACAUUCCUCCCCAUUCAACUGUACCUCGUCGAUUCAUUCCGCUACGCUGCGUCCGCUAUGGCGGCUGCAACCGUUCUCAGAUCAGUCAUGGGCUUUGCUUUCCCGUUAUUUGGCCAGCAAAUGUUUGAUGCCCUCGGUCUUGGUCCUGGAUAUUCCCUCUUAGCUGGUCUCGCAAUUAUUACUGGCAUACCCUUCCCGAUUUGGAUUUACUACUAUGGAGAGAAGAUUCGUUUGCGCAGUAAUCUCAACCGGUGAAGAAAAAGAUGAAAAAAUUCCUUGGAUUGAUUUUGGAUCGGAUUUGGACUGGGUCCGUCACAUGGAAAUACAAACGGAGUCGUAGUUAUGCUCUAUUUACGUCCUUUCCUUCUACAUAGACAGUAGUAGUUUACGGCUACAAUGACAUUUUAAUGACUCAC